AUGAAGAACCCGUUGCACAGCCCGUUGCCUGCCUCACUAUCUAGCGAGUGCAAAAAGGCCGCUGCGAUUCUCGAAUCCUUCACCAACCCGAAACUCAAGAUCGAUGGAAAAAUCCCACGUAAGAUAUUCGUAGGAGCCAAGGGAAUCGCCGUCUUCACAGCGCUCAGACUUGGAUUCCUGGGCUCAAUACGCUUUGGCUCGGGACUGAUUGUCGCCCGUCUCCCAGAUGGCAGUUGGUCCGCCCCGUCAGCCAUGGCAAUGGGCGGCGUCGGCGCCGGUGGUCAAUUUGGCGCAGAAUUGACCGAUUUCGUGUUCGUUCUGACUACCGAUGCAGCAGUGAAGACAUUCAUGCAGGCGGGAAACUUGACUCUUGGUGGGAAUAUAUCUAUGGCCGUCGGGCCUAUUGGUCGUAGUGCCGAGGCUGGGGGAGUAGUGGGUACGAAGGGCGCAACUGGGGUGUUCGCCUACUCUAAGACCCGUGGAUUAUACGGCGGUCUUACAGUCGAGGGUGGUGUUCUUGGAGAGCGAGCAGAUGCAAACAAAAAGUUGUAUGGGCGGGAAAUCCGAGCAAAGGAGCUGCUGAGCGGAUCGAUUCCACCACCACCUGAAGCGGAAGCCCUCAUCAAGGUUUUGAACGGGGACUUCUUCCGUGUCGAAGGACCUGUGGAACCAGCCCCGGAGGGCAUCGAGCAGUCGGGCGAACAAAAUCCCCAGGCUUCUAUGCAACCACCCGACGGGCAAUCACAGGGUAUCUUGGCGUCUGGGGAUAAUCAGUUAGCAGCUGUCGAGUCAAGCGCAGAGCAGACACCUGGAACAGCGGAACCACCCGUCGGAGAUUCCCAAAGUGUAUCCCCUGAGCGAGAAGAUCAGGAGACAACACCGGCUACUGAAAGUAAGCCAGGCACUGAGCUAGCUACAGAGGAAGCAGCUGGAGACCCUGAAAUAUCCAACACCCACGAUGCACCUACGUCAAAUGCACCAGAGCCUAUAUCUACAGCCGAGCAUGAUUUGGCUGUAGAGCCGAGUCAACGAUCACUCAAAGGCAAAGAGCCGGCAGUUGGAGACAUGCACGAUACCUCUCGUGAGCCAGGUAUCCCGGAGCCUAUCCCUGCUACUGAGCGGCUAUCUGACACCACAGAGACCACUCCUGGUAUGACUCGCUGA
Penicillium roqueforti is the source of this 1164-nucleotide messenger RNA. RefSeq names its product lipid-binding SYLF domain-containing protein. Gene Ontology annotation, cellular component: actin cortical patch. The record is from RefSeq and is a predicted model, not a curated record. Lineage: Eukaryota; Fungi; Ascomycota; Eurotiomycetes; Eurotiales; Aspergillaceae. Gene Ontology annotation, molecular function: phosphatidylinositol binding; actin filament binding. Gene Ontology annotation, biological process: actin cortical patch localization; actin filament bundle assembly. The transcript has 3 exons. Bases 1 to 1164 code for a protein of 387 amino acids.